Molecule: messenger RNA, 577 nt
Organism: Physella acuta
Lineage: Eukaryota; Metazoa; Mollusca; Gastropoda; Physidae
Source: RefSeq, a predicted model, not a curated record
GCUUUCUCCGAUGUUUAAUGGAUUGCAUUGGUACUAUUUAAAAUACGAUAUGUACGAUAGUACAACUGAGUUCCUUAUAACAACAACACAAGCUAACACAACGGUUUACCUGCCAUCGCUGAAAAUGACUUUUCAUGAGGUGUUCAAGCAGUCUCAAAUAAGAUUGAACGAUUCGUAUAGAAAUUUUGGUAAACUAAUCAGCAAAAAACCAGCCUAUGUGGUCAGUGUGACCGGGCCCAGUCAAACGCUGACCUCGAUAAUGCCAAUCCGAGCAUGGACUAAUGUCUACUUCAUAAUCACACCAAAUAUCCAUGAUGUAGUAUUUGAAUAUCGUAUAAUUAUUCAUUCGAAAUACUUAGAAUUUAUUCGUAUUGACGGGAAGACAGUCACGACCUGGCUUGUUAAACACGAGGUAUCGGACGGGAUGGCGUAUGGCAUCUCUAAUCUGGUGGAAAAGAAUACGAGCUACGUGACCGAACAACACAAAUUUGGAUGCUACGUGUACGGGAGCUCCCGGGAAACUGAAACGAAAUUGCAUUAUAUUCAGAAUGCUAGGUCUACACCUGACAUUUUUAAG